AUGUUAUGGCCAGCUAAUCUCCCUCUUAUUGUUUGUUUACGUACCAUGCAUGAAACCGAAUCUGAUUUGACUUCGAAAUGGUUAAAGUUGACAAGAUUCAAAUUUUUUGUUAUUAUUACAAUUCUUGCGUUUAUCUAUCAUUGGUUACCAUUGUAUAUGAUGCCUGUUCUUGCGUUUUUUUCAUGGAUGUGUAUGAUGAAUACAAAAAGUAUUGUUUUAUCACAACUGACUGGUGGUGGAGGCUUAGGAUGGGGUACACUGCAAUUUGACUGGUCUCAAAUAACUGCACAAUUUGGAUCGGCAAUCAUUACACCUCGUUGGGCACAAUGCAAUAUUUUUAUCGGUUACGUCCUUGUCAUUUGGAUUAUUUUGCCGAUCUUGUACUAUUCAAAUUUGUGGCAUUUCAAAACGUAUCCGAUUGUUUUGCAAAAUUUUUUUAAUUUACAUCCAAACGCGACUUAUCAUUCAGACACAUAUCAUUUCAGCGUCACAUUUAUUAUCGGUUAUUGGUUUUAUUUGGCUUCCUUCGUCUCACUGAUUGUACACACAAUUCUCUAUCGUGGACACGAUAUUAUAAGAUAUGCUAGUACAUCAUUGAAAAAGCGUCAAAACGAUAUUCAUUGUACUCUGAUGUCAAAAUAUUUGGAAGCACCAGAUUGGAUUUAUGGGAUUGUAUUUUCAUGUGCAUUUGUCUGUGCCUGCUUCGUCUGCCAUUUUGGUGGACUUAUGCCUUGGUAUUAUUUACUUUUAUGUGUUUCAAUGUCAUUUUUCAUUCUAUUACCAACGGGUAUUGUUGUUGCAGAAACAAAUAUUCGAAUGGACGUCAUCUACCUUUGUGCUACAAUCGGUAGUAUGCUUAUUUAUAAUCGAAUAACUAGCGUUAAGCAUACUACGACAAUUGCGACAUUUAUAGGUUAUACGUAUGCAAUCCAAUAUCAGGCACUUUUUCUCCUAAGUAAUUUGAAAUUAGCAAUAGAAACAAAAGACGCAAUAUUUGAACAAUGCAAUCAUUUUAUGAAAAUCUCGCCGAGAAUCAUGUUUGCUACGCAAUCAACAAUAACGCUUAUGUCAUGUAUAAUUCGAUGUGGAGUAAUGCACUAUGUGUACGAAAAGUUUGGUAACUUAUGUGUAAGCCCCGAAUGGCUAUGUUCUCACACUGGUAUACAAGUACUAGCAUUUGCAGUCCAAGUUCAAACGUGGCAUGAUACCCAGAAAUUUCCGAGAGUACGUUCUGAUGUACUCCCGGACGCCAGUCAAGGUGCCAGUUAUGGACGAAGAGGUCCAAAAAGUUAA
Didymodactylos carnosus is the source of this 1293-nucleotide messenger RNA. The record is from the annotation of a GenBank genome assembly. NCBI's taxonomy places the organism in Eukaryota, Metazoa, Rotifera, Eurotatoria, Philodinida, Philodinidae.